UUCGUGGAAUCAGCGGCGGCCAGUUUCGUUGAAAGAUUUGCUGCGCGAUAUCGUUCAGGGUGGAGACUAAAUCCAAUGACGUAAUGAAACAGAGAGUAUAUAAUACGCAUACGGGGCGUAACAACGUGGAGGAGGAACAGAAUCGGUGAUGCUGGUACCAAUAGCGAUGGAUACAGCUUUGGUACUCUUGGUGGUACGGAAGAAGAACGUAGAAGAGGGGUGAGUGGUUGCAGUAUAAAUGUGGCCCGCGCAAGCUCCACCAAUCACUCGCCCUCUGACCUCCAAACUCUAAGCUCUCGUGGUACCAAACAUCCCCUCUUUAUUCAAUCAUCGUUCAAGAGACGAGACCAACGCUUUGGCAUCGAAACUCGUGCCUCGUGACCACCGCGUGGUGACACUCGAAUCGUCUUCAUAACCGAGGACUUUCGCCGGUGAAAUUAUCGUUCGCUUGCUUCCACAAUUUGAGAAAAAAAAAAAAUAGUCGAAAAAUAGUUCUCCCUUCGUACGUGAAACAACGAUUUAAUUAUUUCUUCAAUUCGCGAUAUCUUCGUAGACAUGGCAACGGCUGUUAUUUUCAUUCAACGAUGUAUGAUCAUUGUCGCUAUCCUACUUUGUUAUUUUCAUGUUCAGAGUGAAAGCGUGAAUUGCGAAUUGUAUCCAUUCCAUCAUACUUGUAGAGGUACAAUGUCGAGGAAACGUGCGAUGUUCCCAAUUGUGUACGGAUCAGGAUGUGAGGAAAAUAAAGGAAAUAUAAAUUGUAUCAAAGAAUUUGAAGAAAAACAUCAUAUUGCCUAUAUUCCGUUAUCGAAGUCAAAACUCUUAAUUGCUUUGCUUGAUGAUGAUUUACGAAAGGAUAUUACACGAUCAAUCCGCCAUAAAUUAAGGAACGAUGAAAUGAUUAAACAAAAUUCAGCUUUAAUGGAAAACUUUUUAUCGCAAUUGGACUCUUCGGACAAUUAUUGAAUGAAAUGGUCAGGAAAUACAAAUUUUCUCGGCUCUUGCAAGCAUUUUUCAUCAUUCAAACUUUCAAAAAUGUAUAAAAGCAUAUAUGUUUAAAUCUUCGUUGUCUUCCUUUCUCUCUCUCUCUCUCUCUCUCUCUCCCCCCCCCUCCCCCAUAUACAAAAUAAAAUACUUUCAUCAAUUCCACUUUUUUCAUUUUUUUAAAAAUCUUACUUUUUUGUCUUUCUAUCUUUUCCUUUAAUCCUUUAAUAAUUAUUAUUACUUUUUUAAUGUCUUUAAACAAGAUUAAAAUAUUGUAUUCACGUUAUUAACAAUAUACACGUGUUGUAGCAUAAAAAGAUACAUUUGAAAUUCGAAGUAAUUCCUUGAAUUGUCCUAUUAAAAAA
Molecule: messenger RNA, 1346 nt
Organism: Apis dorsata (giant honeybee)
Lineage: Eukaryota; Metazoa; Arthropoda; Insecta; Hymenoptera; Apidae
Exons: 4
Coding region: 556-963 (135 amino acids)
Source: RefSeq, a predicted model, not a curated record